CCGUUUUGGUCCACGGCCUGCGCGCGUGGAGCAAUGGGCGCCGGCGUCGUGGUCGGAGCGGCCCUGGCCCUGUGGCCGGCGGCCCUCGCCGCGGGCGCGGGCGCGCCGUCGGCCAGCGCGGCGACGGGCGUGCCGUUCGAGUUCUCGGAGCACGACGACCUGGGGAACCAGGAGCGGGCCAUCUCGUACUUCGAGGGCAAGUUUUACAACGCGGAGAACAGGUGGUCCCUGCAGGCCGAGCACCUGGCGGAGGCCCACGCGCUGGGCCAGGCCGCCCUGGAGGUGCCGUCGCUGGCGCUCGGGGCGGCGCAAGUGCUGUACCUGUUCGCGUGGUACCGCAGGUCGGGCGAGAUCAUUCGCGAGAGCAUCGCCCUUGCCGCGCGCCUCUUCGAGCUGAGCGCAGCAGCGGCCGGCUGCUCUCCACACGUACCCACGGAGGCGUGGCUGCAGCUCGCAUGUGACCUGCGGGUGGGGCAGGCCAUGCUGUUGGACUCUUGGCUUGGAGAGACCGACGCUGACGAGCAGCAGGGUCGGCUCUAUAGGGAGAGGGCCCACGCGCUGCUAGACUUCUUGAAGUCAGUUCCACGUUUCGCUGACAUCAGCAAGUCAUGGACGACCCCGUUGCACAUGAACUUCAAUCAGUUCCGGUAUGGUAAUGCUGAGUCGCGGCCGAUCUGGGACAACGCCGAUGUACCUCUUGCAGGUUUCUUGGAAGAUAAUUUCCACAUCUUCCACGAUGAGCUGCGGGCAAUUAUUGAACAUACUGGAGGUGAUCUGUACGAAGCGUUGAGGAAAGCCGAUGGGUCUAUUGAGUCUCUGGCGCCGCCAGGGAGUUGGGAUGCCAUUCGCAUUGUUCGCUAUGGGCAUUGGUUUGACGCUUUCUGUGAUGUUGCCCCCAGAACGUGCCAACUGCUCAGAAGCCGGCCAGAGAUUGCAGACUGCCCUUAUGUUAACACGAAUUAUUACAAGCUCCACCCUGGUGGCCACCUCAAGCCCCACUUUGGCAAUGCGCCCCGCCUUACAGUGCAUCUGGCAGUUAUUGCGCCCGAGCCGUUGCGCUCAGGCAUCUCUGUGGGUCCAGAGUUCCGUCUGUGGACGGAGGGGAAAGCCAUGGUGUUGGAUGACACUUACCCGCAUUCGGUAAGUCAUUGGGGUAAGGAGCCGCGCUACGUGUUGGCCUCCUGGUUCUGCCAUCCGUGCGACACGAACAACAAUCCGGGGCCUGGUUCUCGCUGUCCUGACUGGGUGAGCGGGCGCUGA
This is a messenger RNA of Prorocentrum cordatum, 1260 nucleotides long. The record is from the annotation of a GenBank genome assembly. Lineage: Eukaryota; Dinophyceae; Prorocentrales; Prorocentraceae.